CUCAGCCAAUGGGAUUCGGACAUAUCCGGCUUCGCUGCAGAGGGAAGUUCACUGUUGUUACUUUACAAAGGAGAACGUUUUCUGAUAGUGAAUUUGAACACAACAUACAGUAGGGUUCGAUGAGAGACGAGGAAGAGAUGGAGAGAGAUGGGGUUUCGGUCUAAGACGGCCCAGCACUCCCCUCCUUGCUGUUUAAUCUGUAUCUGUGAAACCGGCCCUAAGAGUCAGGGGCGACCGGUAGCCUAGUGGUUAGAGCGUUGGGCCAGUACCCGAAAGGUUGGUGGAUUGAAUCGUUGAGCCGACAAGACCCUGCUCUGCAACAGGCUGCCCCAGCCCCAAUAGCACCAUGUCCCAGGCCCAGAUGGGAUCCAUGGCUGGCCUAAAGCCCCAGGAGGUAGCCUUCUGGCUAGGAAAGGCAGUGGAGUGGGGCCAGACUGAGAGCCCAGACACUCAGAGAGACACCAGCCUCCACCUGGGCCCUCUCAGGGCCUUCCUCCAGCUCCUCCUCACAGACAUACACAUGCGGAGCUCCACCACAGAGACCAUGAGGACUAUUCCCUUCGUAGGCCAGUUCCUCGGCCGCCUCUGCUGGAACCCCUAUGUCACUGUGGAUGCUGAGAGCCGCUCACUCCUGCUCCAGAGUCUGUGGAGUCUGUAUUCAGAGGAACCUCAUAACGCUGUUGAGAGGAAGGCCAACCAGUGGAUACGGAAUGUGUUAUGUCAGCUUGCUACAGAAGAAGAGAACAGUGCAACACAUAUGUUAGUGAAACAUAUGGGCCUGUCACCAAAAGAAUACAAUGUAAAGGUUCUAAGAAAGAUGGUGUGGUUGCUAGUGGAGGAGGUUGGGGAGAGCUGCAGCAGUUUGGCUGACCCUAACCAGAGGUGUUCGUGUGACAGCGUUCUUGCUGCAUCAGUGGCAUGUGUCCCCCUGGUCACAUGUCCUGAGACUGCUCCUCUCAUUGGUGCGUUGCUGCAGCGGCCGGUGACCUGCGAUAAGGCAGCCCUCAGCCAGGACUUCCUGGAUGCUGUAAGCUCCGCCUACUCCAGAAAGUGUGUGUCUCUGGAGGCCCAGGCAGUGGUGUCUCUGUGGUGCCAUAACCUGGCCAGCCUAGAGGGGGCAGUGAUGUCUCUACUGGACUCUGUGCUCUCCAACCCAGCCUCCAACCCGCACAACCUAGAGAGCACCAUCACUCACUCACUACUGCCUAAAGCCUGCUCCCAGCACGGCUCCAUAUUCUUAAUAGUGAACGACAUCUUCAGGUCCAUGCUGGUGCAGGUGGAGGGAAACCAGACUCUGCUAUCUCUUAUCCACACCUUCACCAUCUGCUUCCUCGGGGAACUGGCAGCCCUGCAGCCUCAGGAGUGUGUGUCCUUGAAGGCCUUCUUCCCACACACACCCCAGAGCUUACUGGCCCCUCUGCUGACCCAUCCUUCAGAAAUGGCCCAGGAGGCGUGGCCAGAACACCUGGCCUGGAUCACUGCAUCACUACAGAGACUCACUGAGGAAGAGGAGGAAGAGGAAGGCAACAGGGGUCAGUGUGGAGUGUUUGAGGCCUGGUUCCUGCUGGUGCAGUGUGCUGACUGGUUGGAGGUAGCCAACCAACUACUGGUCUCAGCCAGACCUCAGGACUGUGGCCCCUUGCUGUGGCUCCUCACCUUCUAUCACCACCCUACCAACAGGGGGCACCACCGGACACAGCAGCUGGUGGCGGCCAGAGAAGUCUGGGAUCACCUGAGGUCACUCUUCCUGCUCUCGGCUCCUCCCCUUCCUGCUGACCGACUGCAGUCAUUGGCCGAGCUGAUGUCAGCCGUCCCCCAGCAGCCGUCCCUGGACUCGCUAUUGGUCGUCAGCCUCCUGGGCAACUUUGCAGUUUUCUCCCACAACCCCCUGAGUGGUGCCAGGGAGAUAGUCCGCAUGGUGGUGCAGCGGUCAGGGCUGGUCCGUGAGGCAGUGUGUGUUCUCGACAUGGUUGAGCUCCGACUAAACAGAGAGAGAGCCUCCUCCAGCCUCACUGACAGAGUUACGCUCAGGACCAGGGCUCUUCGGGGCACACUCACACACAUGGCACAGCACGACACACAGCCACUAUGGUAGCGAUGGGAUACACACACAGCCGUGCCAGGCUGUUCAACCAACCCGGGUGCUAUGACACAGACACACAGCCACUAUGGCAGCGAUGGGAUACACACACAGCCGUGCCAGGCUGUUCAACCAACCCGGGUGCUAUGACACAGACACACAGCCACUAUGGCAGCGAUGGGAUACACACACAGCCGUGCCAGGCUGUUCAACCAACCCGGGUGCUAUGACACAGACACACAGCCACUAUGGCAGCGAUGGGAUACACACACAGCCGUGCCAGGCUGUUCAACCAACCCGGGUGCUAUGACACAGACACACAGCCACUAUGGCAGCGAUGGGAUACACACACAGCCGUGCCAGGCUGUUCAACCAACCCGGGCGCUAUGACACUGACAGGAUACACACAAACAGACGCUAUAGAUACGACAGUGGGAGGACAUACAGUCACAACUAGACACACAAACGUAUCAGGACACACUCUUAGCUGUGCAAGAGCAGCAAGUCAUAAAACGUGCCCUAACCCUUCCACUCAUAUUAUUGCCUCAGAACACAUUCCUCUCAUUACACACACAUGGGGAAACAUCUGUUGAUUUGAAGAAGGGAAAUGACAUGCAACAGCACCUGAUAUGGACACUGUCUUUCUCUACAGAAUGCCUCUACACCAACUAUACUGCAUUGUAUGGUACAAACCUAUACUAAAGAAAUGUGACGUCAACCCUUCUUCAAGUCUCAUUAUAAAUAUGGAAAUAUUUCUAAUUAGUUAAUUAUUACAAUCAGAGUAAUGGUCUAUAACCUGAUCUGAGUCAUGUUUUUUUUUAAUUCUGUAUAUUAGCUGACUCACAUGUAGGAUAAAACAAUAAAAUCAUAUGUACAGUACCAGUCAAAA
Messenger RNA from Oncorhynchus nerka (sockeye salmon), 2969 nucleotides. RefSeq names its product FA complementation group C (gene fancc). The record is from RefSeq and is a predicted model, not a curated record. Gene Ontology annotation, cellular component: Fanconi anaemia nuclear complex. Gene Ontology annotation, biological process: nucleotide-excision repair; cellular response to oxidative stress; interstrand cross-link repair. Lineage: Eukaryota; Metazoa; Chordata; Actinopteri; Salmoniformes; Salmonidae. Bases 347 to 2095 code for a protein of 582 amino acids. The transcript has 17 exons.